AUGAUUAACAAUUUUAAAUCGCCCCCAUCGAAUGACCCGAUUAAGAAGUUGCAGAACUUACUGAACAACUGCCUCUACUCCGUCGUCGACGUUCUGAGCACUUUAUCCUACCAAGGGGAGCCCAAGGAGCUGGAAGUUGUUCCAGAGGAGGAGAGCGAAUAUGCGUACUUUGUGAACUUGCUCAAGGAAAGGGCCGCCGAGAUUAGGCAGAAGCCGCGGGAGAAUGAGGAAGCGGUAGAACAAGUACAGGCGGUGGUGAAGGGGGAGGUAGAAGAGAAGGUAAAAGAAGAAGUAAACGAUGAGGUAAAGGAGGUCAAAGUAGAAACAAAAGAGGAACAUGAUGAAGAAGUGAACGAAUAUAAGGAUGAAGGACACGAAGCGAAAGACGCGGCGGACAACCCUACGGGGGAGGGUGACCAGAAAAAGGACAGCGAAACGGACGAAUCGGAGGACCCUUCAAGUGAAGAAACGAGCGAUCGGUCGUACUCAGAGUCAAGCGGUUCAUCGGAUGGACAAUCAAACGAUGACACCACAGACAGAAAGGAGACGGACGAUGAGCAUACGCAACGCUCCUGGGAGGAAGGACCCCCCAAAAAAUAUUUCGUGAAACCCUAUUUUGAGGCCCCCCUGCAGCAAGAAAUCCUAGACCGGGUGGAACGAAUGAACUUGAUUUUAAAAAUGAUAGACUCUUGCAUAGAGGAGCUGCCCGAUUCGUUAAUGAACGAAGAAGAGAAGUGCCAGGAAAUGAAGGCGUUGCAGAAAAGGAAGGAUGAAUCCAAGGAGGAGUUAAAACAGCUCUACAGCGAAUACGACGCCAUCUACAGUUACGUCACGGAUAACCUGCGGGACAUUAUUAUAAACACGGAGUGA
This is a messenger RNA of Plasmodium fragile, 870 nucleotides long. RefSeq lists its product as uncharacterized. The record is from RefSeq and is a predicted model, not a curated record. Gene Ontology annotation, cellular component: mediator complex. Bases 1 to 870 code for a protein of 289 amino acids. NCBI's taxonomy places the organism in Eukaryota, Apicomplexa, Aconoidasida, Haemosporida, Plasmodiidae. The transcript is spliced from 3 exons.